AUGGCUCAGAGUUACCUCGUGACUGGGGACAUGCUGAAACAGUUUGGUCUUCAAUCAUUAAAACUUGCGUCGAAUAUCGACGAAUUUGAGUACAGGGCUUAUCGACAGCAUUUCUUAUCAAUUAACGGUGGGUAUUACUUUUUACGAAAUGGUACUCGUGCAACGCGCGACCAUCCAGUAAUGGAUGCACGCGGAAGGUUGUAAAGAACGGUUAAAGCGAAAGAGUAUCAAGCUUUUUUGUACAUUUCUUGUACAUUUCUUGGCCGUCACUACACGACAUACGACGUGAAAAUACCUAUUUUCACCUUUUGGGGAGAACUGAAACAAGCUAUGGCGAAAUAUUCUUUCUUUCUCUGAACUUGUAUGUUAUUGUUCUUAAUAUAAGAAUUCAACUCCAGUAGAGUUCGCCUCCAUUUGACGUAUGAAGUAAUUGAAUUGGAUCAACCGCGAUAAAGAUUGGAAAACAUGAAUUCACUUUAAGAGACAUUUUGGUCGCCGUCGGUAUCCUCGGAGCUUAGGCCCCGUCCACACGAAUCCAGGUGUUUUAAAAUCCGCAUAUUUUAAACCCGAAUUCGUGUGAACAGAGUCGUAAACCACUAAUGAGCGGUUUGAAAAAGUUGUGGUUUCGGUGAGCGCAUCAGUGUCUGAUUUCGUGCAGACGGAAGUUCGAUUUUUGUUAAAGAUAUAUGCGCAUUCAAAGAUAUUUAGUUUCGUGUGGAUGGGGCCUUAAUCUCUCACUUAUUUUUUUUUCGCGAUCGACGUGAGGAUUACGUGACAGGACCGUCGCAGUCGUCGAAUUUCAGCUCUUAUUUGCGUUUUCCCGGGCAGGGCUCUAUACUAGUUAUACCUUUUUUUAGGGUGGAUUUCCAUCGUCGCGUAAUUUUUGCGCCCGUGCGUGUACAUGCACGUAAAUUUUACUCGAGUAAAUAAAACAGAGACAAGUUUUGAAGUGUUGUACUUAAGGUGGCUCGACUGGAUUUUUUGGGGUUGAUACCUCCCAACUUUGAGCAUUAACUACGUCGGCAUGAGUAAAGAUAUGGAAAAAAGGUUAACACAACUGUAUUAUAUAAAGAUGAAAAUUUCUUAUGAUCUGGGUUUUAUUGCAAUCGGAGUCGCCAUGGCAACGUAAUGACGCCAUAACGUUUUUCAUUUAUUUUUGUGUUUCUCUGUUCCAGGAGUUUUUUGAAGAAAUCGCUUAAGGGAGUGUGUACAUGCUAUAAUUGCCUCCAUUAUGGCAUAGUUUGAACUAAUUCUAUGAGAGCGUUUUCGAAAUAUCUUGAAAUGUAGUUUUAAGAAUAAUAAAAACAGUGAAAUAGCAUGCUAGCCACACAAUUCGCUAAUAUUUUAAGAAAAUGAUAAGCUUUGGGAACGAGGCUUCAUCUCAUAGUGAUUUAAUUCCAUUGAAAACUGCAUACAAAAAUAGAGGGGAAUUGCUCUGGGCGAUCGCGAGUAAGAAGAAUUUUAUUAACUUGCAUUCAGCUGCUUUUGAUACAGUUUUUGGACGUAAUUUGGUCCAUGCCUAAAAAUUUCGCAUUUUUCCAAAAACCGCUUGAUAAAUUUUUUUAUAAUUUCGACAAUCCCGAGAUCAAUCGUCAAGAAAUAUUCUCUGCAAGUUUCAAGAACAUUGAAAACAGGGAAGGCUUUUAAAUAGGGCCUCAAAUAUAGCCAUUUCCCCCCCCAGAUUUUGUGUUUACAAGUGAGCGUCCUCAUUAUCCACUGGCAUUGUUUUCAAGUUUCAUAUACACGUGCACAUUUAGCAAAAAGAUAGAAUUUGCAUCAAAAAGGACCCUCGGUUAAAUCUCCGGGAUAUGCUAAUUACCGGGUAAAGAGAUUAAUGAUACAUUAUAACAUCAGAGCAACUCUUUGUGAGAGUUUCUGUGAUGUUAUAACCCGAGUAAGAUAGACUUUCAUUGUUUCGGCUCUCAUUGCUAUCUGUGACGACAAGCCAAUUAUUAGCAUAUUCCGGAUAUUUCUUCGGAAAGUAAUCGAGAGUUCUUUUUUAUGCAAAUUUAUAUCUUUUGCUAGUUGUGCACGUGCAUAUGAAACUUGAAAACAAUGCCAGUGAAUAAUCAGGACGCUCACUUGUAAACACAAAAUCUGGGGGAGAAAAUUGGUUAUAUUUGAGGCCCUAUUUAAAAGCCUUCCCUGUUUUCAAUGUUCUUGAAACUUGCAGGCAAUAUUUCUUGACGAUUGAUCUCGGGAUUGUCGAAUUUAUAGAGAAAUUUAUCAAGCGGUUUUUGGAAAAAUGCGAAAUUUUUAGGCAUGGACCAAAUUACGUCCAAAAACUGUAUCAAAGGCAGCUAAAUGCAAGUUAAUAAAAUUCUUCUUACUCGCGAUCACCCAGAGCAAUUCCCCUCUUUUUUCGUAUGCAGUUUUGAAUGGAAUCAAACCACUAUGAGAUGAAGCCUCGCUCCCAAAGCUUACUAUUUUCUUAAAAUAUUAGCGAAUUGUGUAGGUAGCAUGCUAUUUCAAUGUUUUUAUUAUUCUUAAAACUACAUUUCAAAAUAUUUCGAAAACGCUCUCAUAGAACUUGUUCAAACUUUGCGAUAAUGGAGGCAAUUAUAGCAGGUACAUACUCCUUUAAGCGAUUUCUUCAAAGAACUCCUGGAACAGAGAAACACAAAGAUAAAUGAAAAACGUUAUGGCGUCAUUACGUUGCCAUGGCGACUCCGAUUGCAAUAAAACCCAGAUCAUAAGAAAUUUUCAUCUUUAUAUAAUACAGUUGUGUUAACCUUUUUUCCAUAUCUUUACUCAUGCCGACGUAGUUAAUGCUCAAAGUUGGGAGGUAUCAACCCCAAAAAAUCCAGUCGAGCCACCUUAAACGUGAAAUUGAACGAGGUAAAACUUUUACUCCAAUGACCGACCUACCAUACAUUGCCUCUCUUUUAUUUGUGAACGAAAAUUUUACGCACGCUGGCACUUAAAAAUUACGCGUUAGUCCUCCCUUAGUAGGGAGAACGGGUUCUGAAUUAAAGGCGUUUUGAAAAUUCGUAGAAAAACAUUUGGCCGGAGGUGACAUUUUCCCUUCAACGGUUCAUUUACGUUUCAGUUAAAUUGAACCAAUUCUUUAAUUAAAUAUAUAGACGUGAAAUGAUUCGACCAGAAAGCAACGUUUCUUUUUCCUUUUAAGAGGGUUGCGAGUUUGUAAAAUCAGCCCUUUUGCCCUAAAUGCCUGGAGACUCGGGAAAGUUUGUUACAUGCAUUCUUUAGGAAUAAUUUUUUGUAAAAUUGGGUAGCCUGUCAUAGAAAUGCAAAAUGAAGCAAAAAAAAGGCUUUUCGAAAAUGACAUUGCUUCCGAUACAUUCCUUUUACUCAUAUAUGGCGUUUGCUUUAAAUCUUGUUAGGAGAUCCAUUGGAAAUUUUCGUAGUCGACUUGUCCCUGGAAACCAUCAUAUUAGAAGUCUAUCCCACUGAUACUAUCGCAAAUUUGAAGAAGAAAAUUAAAGACAGGAAAGGAUUUCCAGCUGGCGAACAGCAUCAUCUUGUUUUUCGUGGAAGAGAACUGGAAGACGAUCGAACUGUCGGCUACUACAGCAUUCAGAAUUAUUCAACCCUCAACAUGGUUCUCCCAGUCCCAGGUAAGUAUUUUCAUGAAAGCCAUUGUCCGAGCGGAAGCCAGAAGACCAGUUUUUCCAACAGUCUUUGCUUGGUCACCCCAAGGCGUUUUUAAAUCAGUAGCCCCUAGUGUGACCCAUAGGGUAGGUCAAAGGGCUGGCCCUUAACCAGGGCCGAGGUUUUGUACACCCUUGCGUAACUGGUAUAUUUAUUGGACUAAUGUCCGCAGUUGCCGAGCAACAAAACUGCGGCACUAAAAAAUAUCCGGUUGUGGAUGGGGCCUUAACCUCCUAAAUAUUUUUCUCGCGAUCGAUGUGACUAUUACGUGACAGAACCGUCGCAAUUGUCGAAUUUCAGCUCUUAUUCGCGUUUUCCUGGAAAUGUUUCAAUGGGGAGAACGGGACAGCGUUUUGAAAAUCCCUGGAAAAACAUUUGGCCGGACGGUAGCAUUUUUCCUUGAACGUUUCAGAUACGUUUUAGUUAAACUGAAUAUGAAGUCUUCAAUUUAAUAUAUAGAAGUGAAAUGAUUUAACCAGAAGGUAACGUUUCUUUUUUAUUUUAAGGGGUUGUGUAUUUGUAAAUUAGCGCACAUUUUGCUUAAUGAUUGCCGAGAGACUUAAGAAAGCUUAUUACAUGGAUUCUUUAGGAAUAAUUUCUUGUAAAAUUAGAUAGCCUGCCAUGAAAAUGAAAAAUAAAACAAAGCAAGAGGCUUUUUUUAGAAUUACAUGAUUUGCUUUUGGUAGAUUGCCCAUAUAAAUUAUAUGGCGUUUGUUUUCAAUCUUCCCAGGAGAUCCUUUGAAAAUUUUCGUAGUCGACACGUCUCAGGAAACCAUCAUAUUAGAAGUCGAUCCUAGAGAUACUAUCGCAAAUUUGAAGAAGAAAAUUAAAGGCAAGAAAGGAUCUCCAGCUGACGAGCAGCAUCAUCUUGUUCUUCGUGGCGAAAAAUUGGAAGACUACCGAACUGUCAGCGACUACAGCAUUCAGAAUAAUUCAGUCCUCAACAUAGUUUUCUUAGUUGCGGGUAAGUAUUUUCCUAUGAAAGCCAUUGUCCGAAUUGCCUGCGUCGCAGACGUUCUAAACCUUCUGUAUAGAGUGUCUGCGAACAAGAGCCAUACUCUUGCUGCGAAUCAGUGCACAAUAUCGUGUUCGAAGGUCAAGGUUUUCAAAACACUAAAUGACCGGCAGUCUUCUAUUCUCAGUCAAUUUCACAGAAUCGAAAAAUCCCAGCUAAUCUAAAUUAUCAUAUAUCGAUUAAGAAAAGUCAAGCGAUCUCAAGUAUAGCGUUUAGUUUACGCUGGGCUCAGAAGACGAAACCAUGUUUUGUGACACUUAGAACUUUUUUCAGCUCGACUGCCGGUCAAGGUUUUCAAAACACUAAGUGACCAUCAGUCCUAUAUUCUCCGUAAAUUUCACAAAUCGAAAUAAUCCAUCUAAACCAAACUAUCAUAUGUCAAUUAGGAAAAGUCAAGCAAAAUGCACUGAAAAUAUAGGACUGCCGGUCAUUCAGUGUUUUGAAAACCUUUACCGGCAGUCGAGCUGAAAAAAGUUCUAAGUGUCACAAAAUAUGAUUUCGUCUUCUGAGCUCAGCGUAAACCAAACGCUAUGCAUGAGAUCUAUAAAGCAUUUCAGGAUCGCUUGACUUUUCUUAAUCGACAUAUGAUAAUUUAGAUUAUCUGGGAUUUUUCGAUUUUGUGAAAUUUACUGAGAACAUAAGACUGCCGGUCAUUUCGUGUUUUGAAAACCUUGACCGGUUACCGACCAUAUAGCCACAGCGUUUGUUUUGACGCUAGAACUGUCGGCUAGAUUGCAGAUACGCGGCAGAGCAUCUGCAGCGAUUGGAAUAAGACGCUGGAAAACCAGUUAGGCCAAUCGUAAGGCGCAAAAGAAACCCGUGAGAAACCCGCCUAUCGAAACGCUCACAUAUGUCCUUGCGACUCUGCAGGAUAUUAGAACGAGCUUUUGUGCACUAAUUCGCAGACGGACUAUACCACAGGCAGCCCAAGCGCACCAUAUGUGGGUCCGGGCUUCAGAGGUCAUUUGGUCGGAAUAUACUAGAAUUAUUAGUGUAUUAUCUGAUGCGAAAUAAAUGCAAAAAUCUUAAAGAUAUGAAGUCUUCUUGUUUGUCUAUCUGUACUGGUAGUCUUUAAGAUAACGAAGGUCGAUAUUUCUUGCAUUAUUACAUGUGAUUCGGGCCCUUAUUGUUCGAAUUUUAUCACAUGUAUUGGAAUCUACCACGUUAAGAAAAAAAAUCAUAAUCACGCGAAUUAUUGAUUCAAAAAGCUCCCUUACCUUUAGUUCAUAGCCACUCUGUGUCUUACGGCCGGUUUAAACGCCGUUUAUUCGACUUUCUUUCCAUCGAGUACUGAACACUAUAAAAGAAGGAAAGGCUGGAGACCUUACAACCGACCUUCGCCGCACGAAGGCCAAUAAAUUCCAAACAAAGCGACUGACUGUUAUCCUACCAGAUUCGAAUCUUGGAGCUUGGCAACCGCGUCAGAUCGACAAAACGUCACUCUCACGGGGGAAGGUCGUUACUUUUGCCCUAUCGCAAACCGACACCGUCCAUAGGGCAAAAGUAACGACCCUCCCCCGCGAGAGUGACGAUUUGUCGAUCUGACACGGUCGCCAGGCUCCAAGAUUCGAAUCUCGUAGGAUAACAGUCAGAUUACGCAUCGUGGCGAAGCGAAGCUGACCAGAAUCGAUGCGAAAUGCAGCGCUCCUCGGGCUCAUGCAUAUGCAGCCGAAUUUAGAUAAACUGCCGCUCGUCGAACGGGUAGAUAUACACUCUUCGGUCUGGCUGGUGGCAAUUUUAGGGAGGUCGGUCGCUUUGUUUGGAAUUUAUUGGUCUUCGUGCGGCGAAGGUCGGUUGGAAGGUCUCCAGCCUUCCCUUCGAAAGGGAGCUUUUUGAAUCAAUAUUUCGCGUGAUCAUGAUUUUUUUUUUUAGCGUCGUAGAUUCGAAUACAUGUGAUAAAAUUCGAACAAUAAGGGCCCGAAUCACAUGUAAUAAUGCAAGAAAUAAUAUAGACCUUCGUUGUCUUAAAGGCUACUACUACAGAUAGACAAACAAGAAGACUUCAUAUUUUUAAAGAUUUUUGCCUUUAUUUGGCAUCAGAUAAUACACUAAUAAUUCUAGUAUAUUCUAAACAAAUGACCUCUGAAGCCCGAACCCACACGUAGUGCGCUUGGGCUGCCUGUGACUAUACAAAUGGUUUGCCUGUGACUAUACAAAUAGAGUGCGUGGGCCGGCUGCAACGCAGGCUAUUGUCCGAACGGAAGCCAGAAGACCAGUUUUCCCAACAGUCUUUGCUUGCUUAGGUCAACCGCAAGGCGUAUUUAAAUCAGUAAUAUUAUAAACUGUCUGAUUAAAAUGAGGUCAUUUUUCUAAAUAAUAAGGGUGUAAUUAGGAUAGCCCUAAGUGUGCCACAUAGGGUAGGACGAAGGGCUGGCCCAUGGACCUGGGCCAAGGUUUUGUACACACAUGCGUUACUGGUAUUUAUAUCGGAUUAGUGUCCGCAGUUGCCUAGCAACAAAACUGCGACAAAACAAAUUUGGCCCGGUAGCCUUUGCGGCCGUUUUAGUGGUCAAGAAAUGAAUUGGGCGAUUAAUUUCGACGAAGAAAAGUACUUUAAAGAGAAAAUGGAAGCGAUUUGGACCAUUAUUUUUUUAGCUUCAAAAUAUUUUUCCCUCUGACGGCUUCGCAGACGAUGUGACGGCCAUACCGAUCUUAUGCGAUGUAAUGUGUCAAAACCUUCGUCAUUUUCCUAGAAUUUAUCUUUGAAUUGCUGUUUUGGCUCCAGUUACUCCAAGCAGCGUAUUGCAGUAGAAUUUCUGCCUAAAAAUGCUUUAAAUACAAUAUUUGGAUAAAAAAGUUCCGGCAAAAACGUUUGGAAGCUGGGUGGCAUUAUAUUCUCCCUUGUACGUUUUAGUUCCUGCCUUAAAAUUAUGUCUGCCGUUUUACUUGUAUAUAAGCGUGAAAUGAACAAACCAAAGAGCAACGUUCCGUUUUCUUUUAAAAGCGUAAAAAAGGGAUUGUAUUUAUCACAUUAGGGCACUUUUGCCUUAUAAACGCCGAGCAGGCCUAAAAAACCUAUUACAUGCAUUCUUUAACGUCACUUGUAAAACUGGAUCUGUCAUGAACAUAAAAUGCGAGACAAAACAAAAAGGUCUUUUGUCAAUUAAGCUUACGUUUAAUAGAGUAGUAAUGCUUCAGCAAAUUUAACCCCCUUUGGUGUCUAGCAAGGUCUAGCUAGGUCUAGUCUAUGAUGUCACCGAUUGUUAUAACCUGGGGAAAAAGUGGAUUCCCUUUAUUAAUAUAAGUGUCUUCCUGCAUACUAAUUUGAAUUUCCUGCUUACUAAUUAAGUGUCUUCCUCCAUAUAUAAUGAAGUGGAUAGGUUUACUAAUGAGCGUCACUCUACUACAAUAGGAACAAUAGGCCGGCCCAAACUUGCCCGGUAAGUAACUUGAGCCUGGUUUUCGGAACGUCUAUUAAAAGGAAAAUAUGAGCGAUCACCUAGCAACGCGAGAAACGGCUUCCUAUAUCUUAUUUAGCGCUAAAACUCGUAUAUAAUUACAAAACACACGCACAUAUACACAAAUUGGAGCUGAAAACGCUCUAUUUCAAGUUUGUCUGACUAGUACAGAACCGUUUUCUCCGUUCUAUCUCGAGGACAUGAAAAACUAUUACAGUCUCAGCGUUUCACGCACGGUUAAUCAGUUAAUUAUGCGAGUUCACAAGCCCAAAGUUGAAUACAAAUUAGCUCUACAGCUAGACCCAAGGGAGCAACCUUGACGUAUUAUUAUAAAACAAAUAACUUAACAAGGAUCAAUUAAAACACGCGACUCAUAAUUGCUAGCAAUAAAAACACAAGAGAGAUACCGUUUUAAAAAACUAUUAAAAAACAAUGACAAAAAGAGUCAAAUACACAGCGAUUUAAAAGGAAUGGAAAUUAAUUAAUCUUCAUCUUCGUUCUCCUCUGUAGAAGGGGCAUAAAAAUUGGCUUCCAACGUCUUCGCGUUUUGUGUGUAACUGCUCCGCAAUCUUGACAUCGAAGAAACCCACUUUCAUGUAAUGUCUCCCCUCGGGAAUCUGGUGAUCGGAUAUGGGACAAAUCUUGUAGUAAUCGUGCCAAAAGCAUUUAGGACAUUUCAUGAUCAAUAUCCCGUACACAUUAGAGUUCUCGCAGUGUUCACAGGGACGUUUAGAGUGAAAGGUGGUGGACGUUUCGGGGCUACUACUUUCUAUUUCCUGACUGUCGUUUUCAGUGUCGUUGUCGCUCUCUUGGGUGUCUUCCGCUUCAACGCCAUUCUCAGAAGCCACUUCGUUAUCAGAAGCAUUUUCUACAUUUCGGUAGCCUUUUUCCUUUUCUAUUAAAUCACUUAACAACUUUUUGUUCUUGAUAGAACCUUUAUCGAUUCCUAACUCUACAAGUCCAUCUAGAAACGUAUUCAGCGCACGAGGCUUGGUAAACUCAUUGUUAUGAGGGAGUAACACAUACUCAACUAGCUCAGCGAUGUUUGUGACGGGAAUAGUGCGUUUAUUUCGAAGUAAUUGUCCGCUGGGGGUCCAGAAAAGAAUAUCUUUGGACGCGGCCAUACUAUGCAGCAAAUCAGAAGCACGCUUUUCCGGCACUGCUCGGGAAAGAUGACUCAAAACAUCUUUUAUUCUCGGUUCUUCUUUUAUUCUUGGUUCUUCAUCCUCGCUUUCAUCACCAGAACUUUCGCUUUCUUCAUGUUCACUCUCGUGUUCUUCUUCUUCAACCAAAUCUAUCUUUCUCUUCAUUUUUGAUGAGUACCCGUGACAGACUUAGGUUCGUAUGAUCAAUCUAGCGAUGCGUCACCUCUUUUAUAGCAUUAGAAAUCCUAAGCUUGAAACAACAGAGGCCAAUACAUCUUCAAUAAAACCACUACCCUCUUGUACAAGGACUCGCUUCUUUGUUUUGUAAGGGACAUUUGGUCUGGCCAGGUUAAGUAAAGCAUCCUUAUGUGGCAGCAAUAUCCGCUUAUUUUCUUCGGAGAUAGGAAUGUGUCCCAUGAGUACAUUGUAUAAGACUUGGAUUAGUGCAUGUAGUUGUUGUGGAGUAGCUGUCUUUAAAAGAAACUGGCGCUGAUAAGCAGGGCAAUCAGCUAACAGCAGAAGAAAACCACGAUUGUUGUUCACUACACGAGACAUUGCUACAAAAUAAACUAAAGAUGGCAGUUGGCGGUCUUUUAUGGAAUCUCGUGGAGAAAAAAAAAUGAAACGAGUGGGCGAAGGAUAGAAAACAAUAGAAUGAGGAGGAGGAGAAAAAACAAUAGAAAUGAGGAGGAGGAGGAAAAACAAUAGAAAUGAGGAGGAGGAGAGAAAAACAAUAGAAAUGAGGAGGAGGAGGAGGAGGAGGAAAGAAGACAAUAGAAAUGUGGUGGUGGUGGUAGUGGUGGUUUUGGGGGAGGAAGACAAUAGAAUAUUUGGGGCCUGAAAACCAAUAUAAAUGCGCAACAUUCUACCUCUUUCUCAGUCUACAUUUUGCUCCUGAGGAGUUGACAUGAGUUGGCUCUGUUCUGUCUGCGAAAAAUCCUUUAGUAGAAAAGAUAAUACGCAAAGGCACGUGAUGUCUAAACACCGCAAUGCUGGUCUCACACCAUUUCAAACAGUUCCAAUAUUUUCACAGAAAUGUCAGCGGUUUCACUUCCAGCACCCUUUCACCUCCAUGAUUGCCGGAAUGACCGGGUCCGGAAAAACGGCCUGGGUUCGAUCGCUAUUGCAACAAGCUUCAGAGACCAUUUACCCUCCCCCGGAGAGGAUCAUUUGGUGUUAUUCGCAAUGGCAGCCUGCGUAUACACAAAUGUUAGUCGCCAUGCCAAACAUUGAAUUCGUCAAGGGAAUGCCUACGGCUUUGGAGCAGGAUUCCUAUUUUGAUGAGCAAACGGAAUUUGAUCGUGUUUGAUGAUCAGAUGAUGAAUGAAUUGUAAACCUCUUUACUCGUGGUUCUCAUCAUCGCAAUCUGAGCGUGAUUUAUAUCGUGCAGAAUCUAUUUCAUCAGGGGAAAGGUAGCCGCAGCAUAAGCCUAAACAGCCAUUAUCUGGUGUUAUUCAAGAAUCCACGAGACAAAUUGCAAAUCCUGACUCUGGCGAAGCAAAUGUAUCCCGGGCAGAUUGAUUUCCUUUUAAAUCAGUCCGAAGAGGCUGUAAAAAGACCUUUUGGUUAUCUUCUGAUUGAUCUGAAAACUACUACCCAAGAUAAUUGUCGGUUGCGAACAAACGUCCUGCCCAGUGAAGAAGGCUUUAACCAAGCAGGGUUUCAAGAAAAUAUUCCUCAAGAGCUUCUAAAAUAUCUGAUGCUGCAAACUCUUUCGCCUGUCCCGCUUCUUCCAGCUAUGCAAGAAAUACAAGACAACAUGGAUGACGUGCCUUCUCGAAACGAUCUUCGGGACUAUGAAAAAGUUAAACGAUACCUUCAGUUGCAAAACAGAUACCUGGCUUUUAAAGAACAAUUAAAUACAAGAACACGACCGGAAGAAAUAAUUAGCACUAUUCCGGACUUAACAUCAAGGACACAAGAUUCUUCGACAGCAACAACAGCAUUCUCAACUCCCCUCAACCCCUUUAAUGUAAGACCUGAAUUAACAGAAGCGGCUAUCUCUCAAAAACCUGACAGAGAAAGCCUCACCCCUCCACCACCGUUAAAUCCUGCUUUCCUGACCCCUCCUCCCACAGUAGAAACCCCAUCACAACAUGGCCCGAAGCGCAAAAGGCGUCGGAUUCAAUUUCUAAAUUAUUUGGAUGAUCAUAAAUCUCAUGGCAAAAAGCUGAAGAAACGUCGGCGUAAGAAAUUCAAACCUUACAAGUACUCCACGGGCGAAGAAGAAGGAAUUAAUUAAUUUUCAUUCCUUACAAAUCGCUGUGUAUUUGACUCUUUUUGUCAUUGUUUUUGAAUAAAGUUUUUUAAAACGGUAUCUCUCUUGUGUUUUUAUUGCUAGCAAUUAUGAGUCGCGUGUUUUAAUUGAUCCUUGUUAAGUGAUUUGUUUUAUAAUAACACGUCAAGGUUGCUCCCUUGGGUCUAGCUGUAGAGCUAAUUUGUAUUCAACUUUGGGCUCGUGAACUCGCAUAAUUAACUGAUUAACCGUGCGUGAAACGCUGAGACUGUAAUAGUUUUUCAUGUCCUCGAGAUAGAACGGAGAAAACGGUUCUGUACUAGUCAGACAAACUUGAAAUAGAGCGUUUUCAGCUCCAAUUUGUGUAUAUGUGCGUGUGUUUUGUAAUUAUAUACGAGUUUUAGCGCUAAAUAAGAUAUAGGAAGCCGUUUCUCGCGUUGCUAGGUGAUCGCUCAUAUUUUCCUUUUAAUAGACGGUCCGAAAACCAGGCUCAAGUUACUUACCGGGCAAGUUUGGGCCGGCCUAUUGUUCCUAUUGCAGUAGAGUGACGCUCAUUAGUAAACCUAUCCACUUCAUUAUAUAUGGAGGAAGACACUUAAUUAGUAUGCAUUAGUAUGCAUAAAGGGAAUCCACUUUUUCCCCAGGUUAUAACAAUCGGUGACAUCAUAGACUAGACCUAGCUAGACCUUGCUAGACACCAAAGGGGGUUAAAUUUGCUGAAGCAUUACUACUCAAUAGAUUCCCUAUAAAUCUUAUGGCGUUUGUUUUUAAUUUACAUAGGUGCUACCUUGGAAAUUCUCGUAGACGUCAUGUCCCAGGAACCCUUCAUAUUAAAAGUUGAUCCUAGUGAUACUAUCUCAAAUUUGAAGAAGAAAAUUGAAAAGGUUAAAGGAUUUUCAGCUGAUGAGCAACGUGUUGUCUUUCAAGGUAAAAAACUGGAAGACCGAACUGUUAGCGACUACAACAUUCAGAAUAAUUCAACCUUGAACGUGGUUCUCCCGAUCCUGGAAGUGACUGUUCUAACGGGAGCCGGGAGACGAGCUACCCUAAGGGUGAAACCCAUUGAUUCCAUUUUAGAGCUCAAGCGGAAAGUACAAGGCAUUACAAGAGUUCCUCCAUACAAACAAAGUCUUAGCUUUGCUGGCGUAGAACUAGAAAAUGCGCGCACUAUUUCUGACUACAAUAUGCGGAAUAAGUCAGCUAUCAAUUUUGUUGAGAAAAUAGAAGUGUAUGUGGUUACCCAGCAGUGUACUCAAGAAAGGAUGACCUUGCAACUGAGGCCGCGGGAUACUGUCAGAAGUGUGAAAGGCGAAAUUCAUGUCAAAACAAAUAUUUCACCGUGCCAGCAAGUUUUGGAAUUUGGCGGUAAGCAAAUUCAUGACUUCCUUCCUUUGAAUUACGCCAACAUUAACGACGAAUCGACGCUCUUCUUGAAUGUAGCGGUACGAAUCUUUGUGAGAAUGUCAACUGGAUCAGAAGUGAUGUUAAAUCUCUUUACAAGUAACACUAUCAUGAAUGUAAAAGAAAUAAUUCAAUUCAGCGAAGAUAUCCCAUGCGACAUGCAAUAUCUCUUUUUUCAUGAUGAGCCUCUCAUAGAUAGCCACACUUUGAGCGACUGCAACAUGCAAAACGAAUCAAUUUUAAUUUUAAAAAGACGAAUUUCUAUCAAGAUAGCCUGCGAUAAAAAAAAGUUCAGUGUCGAUGCCUAUCUAGACGACAACGUCAGAAGUGUAAGGGACAGUGUUGCAGGCAGACUACUGAUGCCACUUGAUCAGUUAUGUCUCGUGUAUAAUGGCGAAAAACUCAGCAACAUGCGUACUUUGGGGAGCUACAACCUUCGGAAUGGAGCAGUCCUAAAUGUAGAUCAAUCUGGAGGUACGUCAUUUUGCUUGUUUUACGUCAUACUCCAGUCUUUUCUUCCAAUUACGCAAGGGGAACCUUAGUUUGCAUAACACUAUUUUAAACCAACAUGUACUUGUAUGCAUGACACCUCACUCAGUUUUAUAGGAGAAAAGAUGUACCGUAAAAUUUCGAAAACAACCCUCUCCAUGUAUAAGCCCCUCCUAAUACAAGCCCCCGGGGGCUUGUACUUGGAAAUUGCCCUCAAAUACAAAAUAAAACAAAGCAAAAACGGUACAAUAACAUUUUAAUGUUUGUAUAGCCAAAGAACUAUUAGGUGUGACAAAUGAUUUCAGUCAAAAAGUGUCACAGUAUAUUGCUGUUUGCGUAGUUGACUCCUCACUCCUUGGCUUGGAUUUCCUCGUCUAAAUAGACAGAGUACUUGCAUGGCGGCGAGUUUCAGUAAAAAAUUUCUGCAAAUUACUGACAUAAAUUUCCUUCCAACUAUAAGCUAGUCCAAUCGAUUUUGAGACGCAAAUUUCCCUCCAAGUAUAAGCCUAGCCGAUUUCGAAACGCAAACUUCCCUCCGUAUAUAAGCCCCUCCAGAUAUAAGCCCCUCCAAGAAUAAGUCCCUCAAAAAAGAUCUUUGAAAAAUAUAUUCUCCGGGACUUAUUCUCGGAAUUUAACGGUAUGUUAAUUUGAACGAGAGCUGAAGGUAUAACUACAAGGUUUACGCGUUCUAAAACAAUGAUUCGAAUGGGUGUGCAACAAUGGCCUUAAUCGGUCACAAUUAACUAAGGCGCCGUCCAUACGUAUCCGUUUUUGUUUGAAAACGGAUAGUUUUUAUCCGUUUUCAAAAAAUAGUCCACCACCACACGUUGCAUUUUUAAAUCGUUUUUGCCAUUCCACACGAAAAAGCAAUAGUGACUGAAAGCGGCAUCAUCUUUGAUGGGAGCAUGCGCAUUUACAAGCCCGCGAGAUGGUGGCGUCUAUUAUGUGCAGGGUAGACUGGAUCCAAGACCGUAAUCUUGAUCUCCGAUUCGAUGAUAGGUCCCAAAGACCAUACACCGCUUCGUCAACCCAAAUUUCGACACAAGAUGUUCUCAAUGGUAUUGUAUUUCCUGUUGGACCUAUCUCUCAUUAUGAUUUCCAGAGACGUUGUCUUGAACCAGUAGAUUUUUUGAUAGUCUGUUGUCGAAAACGUCAUGAACAAACAUUCAGCUCAACUCUCAUUAAAGAUUAACUUACAGCGUUGAUCAUGUAGUUAAUGAACCUUUUGAGUUUGUAACUUGUCUUUCUUUGUAUAUUCCAGUAGGUAAUCUUGAUCUCCGAAUUGAUGCUGAGGCCCAAAGACCACGAGAGGCUUCCUCAAACCAACCUUCUACACAAGAGGUUUUAGAUCGUAUUGCAGUUAAAUACUUAGAUAAAGUAGACCCAUCAAACCCGGAGGAGUGGAAUGAGUUCCUUAGAUAUAUGACAGAAGUUCGCAAAGUACUUGUUCUUGAUGCCAAAUCUGGAAGCUUGAUUUUCACGUUGGAAUGUGGAUCACUGCAGAUUCUUGAUGACCUUUGGAAAGACUAUGGAAGGGGCCAUCUAGGUCGAGUAGCCCAAGAGUAUCUUGUGACAAAAGACAUCCUGAAAGAGUUUGGUCUCUCUUCAUUUCAACUUGCGUCGAAUAUCAAGGAAGAGGACUACAGUGUUUGUCGACGGCAAUUAGCAACCAAUGAAGGUGGGUAUGGCAAAAAUUUAUUUACCUCCAGCAAUUUAGACUUAGUUUAG
This is a messenger RNA of Porites lobata, 15024 nucleotides long. The record is from the annotation of a GenBank genome assembly. NCBI's taxonomy places the organism in Eukaryota, Metazoa, Cnidaria, Anthozoa, Scleractinia, Poritidae.